CUGGAUCAUUCCGCCUGUCACCGCUUGCCUCUUUGUUCAAAGUGAUUUUGCUUCUCUCUCUCGGCGUUGCUGCUGGCGAGGAAGAGGUGAAAAAAGAGGAAGGAGAAGACGAAAGGACAAGAAGGAGGAGGAGAAAGAAGAAGAAGAAGAAGAGGAGGAGGAGGAGGAGGAGGGAGCACCUUGCUGUGCUGUGCGUGCGUUUGCAUUUAUUCCGAUGCCACAGUGUGUGAGGAUGAACAGCGCACAGGAGGCUGCUGCUGCUGCUGCUGCUGCUGACUGAACCCGAGGACUGUUGAAGUCCAGGACGCACACACGCGCACAGACUCUCCCUCUCUCUCUCUCUCCCUCUCCGUCUCUCUCUCUCACACACACACACUCGGGUCUCCACUGCAAAGUGCUGUUUCACCCUUCUUUCUUCUCUCCUCGUUUUGCCAUCGCUCCGUCCUUUUGGGAAUUUGGAACGCACCUGGCCAGAAGCGCAGAGCUGUCGCUCACAUUCCAAAGGAUUGCAGCAUUCGGACGCUCCUCGCGCUGUCACACAAGGUCCAGGAUGGGGCUGGCUUCGUGUGAAGAUGGGCGGCACAUCGUCUUGGCUCUGAUCCUGGUCUUUUAUUCGAACUUAGGUGAUGCCUCCUCCAUAGUGAACAUGCGUAGGAUCUCUCAUCCUGCAGUACAGCAGACACUGGCGGGCAAAGCUGUCCUCCCAUGUGUCUUCACCCUCCAGACCAACUCCUCCUCUGAGCCUCCUCACCUCCUGUGGACUCGCACCAGGCUGCCAGCAGGAGGACAGGGCGCUCCUCAGGAGGAGACUGUGCUCUCGGCGAGAGGUGAUGUAAUCAAGCUGAAUAAGGCUUUCAGCGGCCGUGUCAGGCUGCCAGGAUACACUGCCAGUCCUCUGAACGCUACCAUGGAGAUCUCAAGUCUGCGCACCAACGACUCAGGCACUUACCACUGUCAGAUUGUCAUGGGCAACGACUAUGAGAGAGACACGGUGCCCCUGGUGGUCUCCGGUGUGGUCUUUCACUACCAGGUCCCCAGCGAUCGCUACGCCCUAUCAUUUAUAGACGCUCAAAGGGCCUGUCAGGAGAAUUCUGCUGAGAUUGCAACAGCAGCCCAGCUGUGGGCAGCGUACUAUGACGGCUUUGCCAGCUGUGCAGCAGGAUGGUUGGAAGAUCAGACCGUCCGUUAUUCUGUCCAGGUGCCAGAUCUUGGUUGCUAUGGUCACAAGGAGUACUCAGCUGGAGUGAGGAAUUAUGGGAAGAGGGACCCGAAAGAGCUGUUUGAUGUGUACUGUUUCGCCAAAGAGCUGGAUGGUGAGGUGUUUCACUCCUCCGUCCCAGGCAGACUGUCUCUGUCCUCAGCGUCAGAUCGCUGCGUUUCUCUCGGAGGACAGCUGGCCACAGUCGGGCAGCUGUAUCUGGCCUGGAAGGCCGGUCUGGACAGCUGUGCACCUGGAUGGAUGGCUGACGGCAGCGUCCGCUACCCAGUGACUUGGCCACGCCCAGACUGUGGAGGGAGUCAACCCGGUGUCCGCACCAUCACACCGAAUACGACCACUGACAACAGCACGGCACUGUACGACGCUUACUGCUACAGAGGAAACGUGAAGAGCACAGACUCGGUCUCUCAGAUCUACAGCUCCCUGUGGAAGCCCUGGAGCUACCUCACAGGCUCAAGUGAUGCUGACUCUACAGAGACAGACAGUUCUGAGCCGACUGCACAGCCAUCCAGCAUCACAAAAGGAUUCUUAGACGGCGGCGAUGGUUCACCAGCCAACUGGACCGGAUUGGUUGAUAUUGAAGAGGAGGCCACUUCAAAUACCACUGAUCCUUCUGCAGACCCCUGGUCCCCAGAGUCUUCAGCCUCUUACGUGACCCUCCAGCUGAUCCCAGGCCACAGCUCCUUAGACUGGGGUGAGCCUUUGGAACCUGGGCCUGACUCAAAAGACUUUCUUCGACCUCCGGUUCAACCGACUUCUGCCGAAAAGAAGGUCAUCUCAAAGAUAUUCAGCUCUGUUUGGAAGCCUUGGAAUUACCUGGCAGGGACUGGAGAUGAGGAGGUCACCCAGGCCCCCACUGAAAAGGAAGAGGAAAUAAAAAUAGUGACCAAAAAGGUUGAACAGGAACCUAAUCCCACCCCUGCAGCAUCACCAGGUUUCUUUUCAUGGGGAAGUUCAUGGUUCAACACUCCCUGGAGGGAGAACACUACACCAGCCGGUGAAGACUCACCCACUCGUCUGACAUCUACUUUCCCCACCUCCAGUAUUGCUAUGACUACAGAGAGCAUCCAGAGUAAAGAGAAUUCAGAGAGCCACACUUUCACAGUCUCCAGCUCCACACCUGAAAUCUCUUCAUCCAGUGGGGACUCCUGGGUCCGUGUUGAUCCAGAUACCACCACCACCACCACCACCACCACCACCUCCCAGCCCAGUGACAAGAAGGCAGAAACAGUCACCUUCAGAGCCGGUGGUAGGGGUGGCAGAGGGAGAGGAAAGAAGAACAGAGCAGAGGACAAGAGCAGAGGGGAGGAGAAGGGCAAAGGAGACGAUGAAGGAAGUGGAGAAAUCACCGGAGCGGAGGCCAAAGGGGAGAUACAGGUGUCACGGAGGCCAGUGGGAUCGAACAGAACAAGAGAACGCUCCAGAGAGAGGUCUCGAGAGAGGGGACACAGGAAAGGACAGACUACGACCUCCUCCACCACCACCACGACUACCAGCACAACUGCCAGUCCUCUGGAGACCUCGGUGAAGACCACAACUGAGUCAGACAGCACCGACUUCUCCACAGACCAGUCCUUUUCCACUUACCCCUCAGAAACACCAUCACCAUCAAACUCUGAUGUCUCUCAUCCGUCAGCUUCCUCAUCUACACAGGCGUCACCUACAACCACAGAGUCCAUCAAAGAGUCCUCCUCUGAAACAGCAUCAUCUCAGUCCAUCACUGAAUCACAAUCUUUCUCCCUCACUACCUCUGUGUCCUCCUCCACUUCAACCGAUUUCUCAUCUCCCAUGUCCUCCACGGACCCAUCCCUCUCACCUACACCGUCAUCGUCCUCACCUACACUGUCAUCGUCCUCACCUACACCGGCAUCGUCCUCACCUACACCGUCAUCGUCCUCACCUACACUGUCAUCGUCCUCACCUACACCGUUAUCGCCCUCAGCGACACCGGCUUCGUCCUCAGCGACACCGUCAUCAGCCUCUUACCAGUCCCUGCCUCCAAUGGUCGGAUCCGGAGAUCCUUCACCAUCUCCUUAUCUUAUUAACGAGGACAUAUCCAGCAACCCACCAACGGUGCUGCCAUGGUUACCAGUGAAGAAGGUGGAUCAGAACAGCUCUGUGGAAUACCAUACCUUACUGUCCCUGCCUGCAGAGGAGGAGGACCUGGCCUGGGCUCACACCGUGGGCUCAGGAGCUCUGUCACCUGGGAACACGGAGGAGGAGACCACCAACGGAGCGAACACGAGCGCUGUUACCGUCCAGCCAACAGUGGAGGCGCAGCCCUGUGUGACAAACCCCUGCCUGCAUGGAGGAAAGUGUCUUCCUCAGGGAACAGGCUACAGCUGCUACUGCCCACAAGGGUUCGCUGGAGAGAACUGUGAGAUCGAUGUCGAUGACUGUCAGUCUGAGCCAUGUGAAAAUGGAGGCACCUGCAUCGACAAGAUUGAUUCAUUCCUCUGCCUCUGCCUGCCCAGCUACGGGGGAGACACAUGCGAGAAAGACAUCGAGGGCUGUGAGCACGGUUGGUGGAAGUUCCAUGGCCACUGUUACAGGUACUUCAGCCACAGACACACGUGGGAGGACGCCGAGAAAGACUGCAGAGAGCACAGUGCUCACCUCAGCAGCGUCGUCUCCACUUCAGAGCAGGGAUUCAUCAACGGCCUGGGCCACGACAACGCCUGGAUUGGACUGAACGACCGCACAGUGGAGGAGGAUUUUCAGUGGACGGAUGGAAAUGAUCUGGUUUUUGAGAACUGGAGGGAGAGCCAGCCAGAUAACUUCUUCGCAGGUGGUGAGGACUGUGUGGUGACCAUUGCCCAUGAGGACGGCAAGUGGAACGAUGUGCCCUGCAACUACAACCUGCCCUAUAUCUGCAAGAAAGGCACAGUGCUGUGUGGGACACCACCCAUGGUGGAGAACGCCCAUUUGGUGGGUCGAAGGAGGUCACACUACGACAUCCAUUCCGUGGUGCGCUACCAGUGCUCUGAAGGGUUCUUCCAGCGUCACAUUCCCACCACUCGCUGCCGGGCUGACGGCACCUGGGAGAGACCCAGAAUCAUCUGCAAAAAGUCUCGGCGCUCACACCGGUACAGACGGCACCACCACAACCAGCGCCGUGAACGUCACAUCCACAGGAGACACGGUGGAGAGGGACACAGGGCCAGAGAGGAGGCGCACAGCUACUACUGAACCAAAUAACACAACGUCUGCGAUGCCUGGGUGCUAACGAUGGCUCGUCAUCUCCUUUAUUAUUUUCCUUUCCUGCUACUGACACCUCGUCUCUGUUUAGCCCAGUUUUUCAACAUAAAGUUCAUCUUUAUAAGAUCAUUCCUGAACACGGCCGUUUCUUUGUUUACCCACAGUCGUCAACACUAACUCCAGACACUAACUCCCAUUAACACCCUCCGUUUCUGACGUUGCUGUAACAAUAAAAAUCUUCACACGUAUUUAUGAGCUGAAGGUUUGAGUGGCAGCAUGAACAGUGGAUGGAAAAUGGUCUACACACUGUAGAUGUAAAAUAAUGACACCUACAUAAAACUACUGAGGUUUGUCUCUGAUCAGUAUCUGACUCUGUUAUCGGUUCAUUGAAAUUGUAUGAUUCCAAUCUAUUUAGAGGAGAAGAAUAAGAAUAAGAUGGCCCAUUCCAAGCCCAGACCUAAAUCCAAUCUCAAAUCAAAGCAGUGACAUGAGAUGUCCACAAGAAGCGCCACAGCACUCAGAUUUGGAGCACUUUUUUGAGUGGAAAAAUAGACCAAACCCAGAUGUACUGUGAAGAGAGGCUCCUGCGUCCAACACAUACUAAUUUGGUGAACCAUUUUUGAAAAGAAAAAAAAAAAAAGAUGUUUCAUUAGCAGUCUCAUCUCUGAGGCCCAGACACUCCUGCCUCGAGUCACCUCCAGCAGCUCCUCCUGGUGAUCCCGCGGUGUUCCUGAGCCAGCUGGGAGAUGAAGUCUCUCCAUCUGGGUGUCAUUGUUUCACAUCAAAAACCUGUCCGUUUAACAGAUGUGCGUGGAUUUAUUGGCGUCCUCUGUAAGAGACUGCUGCUGGUUUACUCUGUUUUGUAAAAAAAAAAAAAAAAAGAAAGAAAAAGAAAAGAAAA
Messenger RNA from Cynoglossus semilaevis (tongue sole), 5318 nucleotides. Its product is annotated as neurocan core protein-like. Lineage: Eukaryota; Metazoa; Chordata; Actinopteri; Pleuronectiformes; Cynoglossidae. Gene Ontology annotation, biological process: cell adhesion; skeletal system development; positive regulation of neuroblast proliferation. The record is from RefSeq and is a predicted model, not a curated record. The transcript is spliced from 20 exons. Gene Ontology annotation, molecular function: calcium ion binding; hyaluronic acid binding. Gene Ontology annotation, cellular component: perineuronal net; synapse. The coding region runs from base 551 to 4408 and encodes 1285 amino acids.